AUGAUGGCUGGAACAGCUGUUUGGCGAACCCGCGGCUCGGGAGCGAGCUUGGGCCGAGCGACGGCGUGGUGCACGCAGGCGACGGCCCGGACGGUGUUUCAGGCAAUGAGGGGGGAGGCGGUGGUGGGCCUAUCGGCACCUUUCGGAAGGAGGGAGAGCGGUGGUGACGGGGUCGCUUUUGGGGGAUGUUUCGCGUUGAGGUUUGUCUGUUCCGCACUUCCCCCCGCCCACGUCGUCACCGCUGAUUUCCCCAAUCCACGACCUGGCGCUACUGUCUUCAUGGGGGACUCGGGCGCUGUGAUCCACGCCGUAUCCUCAGGCGAGAAGGUCUACAACCGGGGGGAACCGGGUCCGGACGAGCGCCGUCUGAUGGUUGGUGAUGGCGCGUGUAUGCCGGUGUCCUUUUUCGGCGAUCUGGAUUUGCUUUUGCACUGCGAUGAGGACGUGCUUGUGACGCUGAAGAACGUUGCUGUCGCGCAUGGUCUAGUGUUGAACCUGAUCUCGCUGAACCGCGUGCAGGAGCGCCACAGGAUUGUCCUUGACCACGCAGGGGCUUCGUCUAUGGAGGGGAAAGUGAAGUUUACGAAGUAUGAUGACGGCAACUUCGUGCAGGCUACCCGCGUUGCGCAUGGUCCUCGGCGUGACUCCCGACCCCUCCCCGUGCUAGCGGCGGCCGCGAUGCGGCCGGGCCCGCCGCGCAGCAUGAACAUCAACGACUUUCGCUACUCCCUCGGCCAUGCCAGCUACAAGAACCUGGUCGAAACUGCGGAGCAGCUGGGCGUCAAGCUGACUGGCGUUCAGGAGUACUGCGAAGGCGAUAAAGAUAAAGCGCGCUGUCCCCAAGGUCGCCCACCGUUCGCGGAAGUCAUCACGGCCCAUGGAGCGUGUUUUCAUGCAUCUGGCGGGGCCGUACACGGCGUCUACGGGUGGAACCAGUUGGCUGCGAACGGCGAACUGGGUUGCGUUUUCACGGACAACGGAACCGGGUGGACAAACGACGAUUUCCGUGGGAUGCUGGCCGGUUUGAACAUCGCGCGGGAGCUCACGGCGGUCGACGGCCCCAAGAGCAACGAGCGUGUGGAGAGGAGGAUCGCGUUGGUGAUGGAUGGGGCUAAAACGGGGUGGCACGAGUACCGCAAGCACUUCCCUGACCGUGUUUCCUGCGCGUGCGGCGGUCUCCGCAGCCAUCUGGCCCGAGGCGUGAUAUCGCCACCGGACUCGCCCAACCAAGGUGGACAGAAAAGGGAACGCUGUUUCUAUCUCGAUUCCGGGAGCGACAACUCGUCCAACACCGUCAACAUUAUCCUGCCGUCGGGUGUCGCCACGUACUCGGCGCAAGUCACUUUCGGCUACCGGCGCCAGGCAUUCGGGGGAGAGGUACCCACUUGGGGGGCUGGAGCCGUGGCAUCCACGCGGCCGUGGGCGUUUGCGCCGCUGUCGGAUGAGCACGUGGCACCGGCGGCUGCGGCGUCUUAUUCCCCUGGGGGGGGUCUUCCCCCCGGGGCCUCGGCGGCUGCGGCGUCUUCUUCCCCUGGGGGGGGUCUUCCCCCCGAGGCACCGGCGGCUGCGGCGUCUUCUUCCUCUGGGGGGACUCUUCCCCCCGGGGCAUCGGCGGCUACUACGGCGUCUUCUUCCUCUGGGGGGGGUCUACCCCCCGGGGCCUUGGAUGGUGGCCCGUUUGUCGGUGGAGCAGCUGUUGGAGGGCGUGUGGUGCAGCGUGCGCCGAAGAGCGGGGCGGAGCGUAGGCCGGUACCGGCGGGGGUUCCACAGGCGCGAGCGGGCUCGCACAACCACAUCUGGGCGGAGGCGGAGCGCAAGGAGUUUGCUGGGCUGCGGUCUGUGGGAACUUUCGUGGAGCACGGGGGGGCGUUCGUUCAGUCGAAGUUGGAUGAGGAUGUGUUCGUUCGUCUCCCCCAGGGUUGUGGUGCACUUUCUGGCAAGGUGGUGAAGCUGGGGCGAAGUCUGUACGGGUUGCGUCAGGCUUCGCGCACGUGGCACAAACACUUGAUGCGCGGAAUGCAGCGUCUUGGGUGUGAGUCAUGUGCUGCUGAUGCGUAUGUGAUGCGUCUGAUUGAGGAUGGUGUGGUGACUAUGGUGGCUGUAAUACACGUAGAUGACAUAUUUUCCAUCGGGCGUAAGAGCCGGUGUGACCAGUUUGGCGUAGACCUCAACCUGGCGCAAAGGAGCGUUACCCUGUCCUCGACGGAGGCCGAGUACGUGUCUCUGUCGGAUGGGAUGAAGGAGACUAUUUUUUUGCGGUACUUGUGGAGUUUCAUUUUUUCAAACCGGGACGUGGGGUGUACUUUGGUUCACGAGGAUAAUGUUGGGGCUAUCCACUUGGCGAGUAACCCGGCUACUACCCCGAACUCGAAGCACAUCGACAUUCGACACCAAUGUAUCCGAGAGCGUGUAGCGCGGGGGGAGUUUCGUAUAGUGCAUGUGCGAUCAGACCUUCAACGAGCGGAUUUUCUGACCAAAGCGCUGUCCAAAGAAGCUUUUUGCGCCCACCGCGAUUUCGUGAUGAAUCUGCGCUGA
Ectocarpus sp. CCAP 1310/34 is the source of this 2535-nucleotide messenger RNA. The record is from the annotation of a GenBank genome assembly. NCBI's taxonomy places the organism in Eukaryota, Phaeophyceae, Ectocarpales, Ectocarpaceae.